Molecule: messenger RNA, 414 nt
Organism: Triticum turgidum subsp. durum (durum wheat)
Lineage: Eukaryota; Viridiplantae; Streptophyta; Magnoliopsida; Poales; Poaceae
Source: the annotation of a GenBank genome assembly
AUGGCUGUGCAGUGGUGCAGCGCGACGAGCCUGCACGGUUGGUGCCACCACCCAUCGCCGCCGCUGCCGUCCCAGGCAUUGGCGUCGAUCGUGUCCCUGUCUCGGCAGCCGAGGAGGAUCGGCUGCGUGUCCGUCCGCAGGGAGGUCGCCGUGGCCGCGGCGGCAGAGGCGGCCCCGCCGGAGGUGGAGGCGGACAUGGACAUGGAGGAAGAAGGUGUAGAGUGCGAAGAAGGGUGCGGCGGCACAGGGUGGCUGCUGUGCGACUUCUGCAAGGGGAAGAAGAACAACGUCAAGUCCGAGAGCAGCCCCCGGAUCUACCGCCGCUGCCCGACCUGCAAGGCCGCCGGGUACAUCUUGUGCCAGAGAUGCAGGGUCUACAGAUGCAUCACAUAUCCAGAAAGCACCGAAUCAUGA